GAAGCCAGCACCUAUGACUGUAUUUAUAUGGCACACGGCAAACCCAGGGGACCAGAGUCCUCUUUAGGAGCUGGGAUCUCUCCAGCUUCUGUCACAGACAAGGGAGGCUCAGAGACCGAAAGCUGCUCCCAGGUAGGGGGCACCAUCACACCAGCCAUGGCGAGAUCCGGUGUCUUCAUCCCUCUGCUCCUCCUCUUCCUUCUCCCUCAAGUCUCCCCCGACUGCUACACCGGCACAGCUGAGGAGUGUGGUGAGACCACGAUCUUCGUGCCCGCAUACAGCUUGGUGGGGGAGGGCAUCGACGUGACCACUCUGGAGUGGACGGGGGCUGAUGUGGUGGACACCAGCCUGUGGCGCCGCCCAAAUGGCGCCUGCACCAUAUGCGAGAACCGGCUGCAGGGGAGGCAGCACCAGAGGCUGCCGCUGGCCGUGAUGGACUGGAGAGUCAACAUCUCGUGCAACUGGGACCUCAGCAGCUCAGCAGAAGAGUCAGCCGCGGCUGUGGGCCGGGCACUGGCGUCGGAGGUGAACAACGACUGGAUGAAAGAGCUGGAGCUGGUAGAGGAGCCCCAGGGCCCGGCCUUGGCGGGGUCCAAAUCCCGACUCACCAGCUACGCUUACCAGAAGGAGCUGCAGGACAAGUACAUGUUCAUACGCCACGAGAUACCCUGUGUGUAUUACAGGUUGAGUCUCACUCAAGAUCCCCCACUGAUGUCCCAGUUCUCCCGGGAACUGAAAAGCCUCCCACCCAGCUACGACUCAGCCACAUACUGGCCCUUCCUGGCCACGUACGGUACCCACUAUGUGAGUCAGGCAGACCUGGGGGGGCGCGUGCAGCAGCUGACGGCUGUCCAGACCUGCCGGGCAGUGCUGGACGGGCUGACAGCCACCGAAAUCAAGGCACACCUCGACUCACGGUUCUUGCAAGACCUGGGCCUGAGUCAGACUAGCAAGCAGAGCAGCGAGGGCACGGGGAGCUCCCAGGCACCCUACAUGGAGAAGCGCAUCAAGGUGACGGGUGGCAACAGCUACUCCAAGCGGCUCUUCUCCACCGAGCAAAACGCCAGCUCCUUCUCGACCUGGAAGGAGAGCCUCAAAGCCAGCCCCGACCUGGUCUCCUACUCUCUGAUGCCCAUCCACACCCUGGUGAGUCUGAGCAACCCCAGGCGGGAGGCGCUGAAGCAGGCAGUGAAGGAGUACGUGGCUGAGCGGGGGCACAAGAAGAGUUGCCCUCGUAGCUGCCCACAAGGGGGCCAGGCUGACCCCUUGGACCCCUGCAAAUGCUACUGCACCGACAACCCCCUGACCAACUCCAUGUGCUGUUCACGUGAGCGGGGCAUGGCCCGGCUGAAGGUCCAUGUGCUGAAGGGCACAGACCUGUGGGGAGACACCGUGUCCGCCACCGACGCCUACGUCAAGUUCUUGUUCCAAGGCCGGAAGCUGCAGACAGACCGCAUUAAGGAUGAUAACGACCCCAUCUGGAACGAAGACCUGGACUUCGGGCCGGUGACACUGCCAGAGCGGCCCAAACUGGAAAUGGAGGUGUGGGACAAGGACAUAUUGGACGACGACUUACUAGGCCGCUGCUUCACCUACCUCAGGGUCGGCAGGAAUGCCACACUCACCUGCAGACUUGAAAACGGCCAGCUGCAGUUUUACUACACACUGGAGUGCGGGCCCAACCUGGGGGGCAACAACUGCCAUGAGUACGUGCCUGUGAGAGGCUCAGGGGAGAGAACCCAAGAGUCCUGGCUCCCAACUCCCCAGCUCUAA
Messenger RNA from Malaclemys terrapin pileata, 1773 nucleotides. Its product is annotated as perforin-1-like. The record is from RefSeq and is a predicted model, not a curated record. Bases 28 to 1773 code for a protein of 581 amino acids. The transcript has 3 exons. Gene Ontology annotation, biological process: immune response. NCBI's taxonomy places the organism in Eukaryota, Metazoa, Chordata, Testudines, Emydidae. Gene Ontology annotation, cellular component: membrane attack complex.